Mizuhopecten yessoensis (Yesso scallop) is the source of this 5055-nucleotide messenger RNA. Its product is annotated as GRIP and coiled-coil domain-containing protein 2-like. The record is from RefSeq and is a predicted model, not a curated record. The transcript has 21 exons. NCBI's taxonomy places the organism in Eukaryota, Metazoa, Mollusca, Bivalvia, Pectinida, Pectinidae. The coding region runs from base 605 to 3676 and encodes 1023 amino acids.
AGAAAUGAAAACGAAAGAAGGUUUUCCUCAGGAGGCUUUUUACUCUGAUGAUCGGACAGUGUAUCAGAGGCAGUAACGAGGUAAUAAUAACUUCAUACUCUGAAGACUGACCAGUGUAUCAGAGACAGUGACCAGGUAAUAAUAACUUCAUACUCUGAUACUGACCAGUGUAUCAGAGACAGUGACCAUGUAAUAAUAACUUCAUACUCUGAAGACUGCCAGUGUAUCAGAGGCGUUAACUAUGUAAUAAUAACUUCAUACUCUGAUACUGACCAGAGUAUCAGAGGCGUUAACCAGGUAAUAAUAACUUCAUACUCUGAAGACUGACCAGUGUAUCAGAGGCAGUGACUAGGGUAUAAUAACUUCAUACUCUGAAGACUGACCAGUGUAUCAGAGGCGGUGACCAGAAAAUAGCAGAGGUGGACAUUUCCUUCUUAAUGCUGAUUUCAAAUUCCCCAUAUAAUGACACCGUGGAGGAAGUAAGCGAAACAAACCCGAUAUAUAACGUGACCGCCUGGCUCUGACUGCAUGUUACGUAUUCAGGCGUGUGUGACCGUAACCAGUUGGACCAUCCUGAGCGUCAGACAUUGUUUGUUAUCUAGCUAUGGAAACAGAAUUAACUACAACAAGAAAGAAUGAUGAACUGCAGCUAUGUUACGACCUUAAGAAGGAUUCAGCGGGACACUUGACAGAAUUACAAAGGAUUGUAAGUAAGCUUACAGAAAUUCCCAAAAGCCAAAUCAAAGCAAAACGUGAUCUGCGUAACGUUUUGUGUGGAGCGUGCAGAGGUAAACCGUAUGAAGUACUUAAUUUGCCAUUACCUUCAUUUUCGAACAUUGGAUGUCAAACAGUGGAUCGAUUCUCAGAGCUAGAAUUAUCCAAUAGCAAUGAAGAGUUUCUUAACCAAAUGGUUCAUAUUUUGAUUGAAAAUGAGAGAUUGGGAUGUACAAAAUCUAGAAAUGAGGGUUACGAUGAUCAAAACAGAAGAACCAGACAGAAUACAUCAGUGCAACCACUACCAAGGAAAGGACUUGGCGUCAACAAAGGAUCCCAGGAGCAAGGUUCUUCUCGAACUGAAACGGAAAGGGCCCUCUCUGUGCAGAUUGCUAAACUUACAUCAGAAAAAGAGGAACUGCAAAGCAAUCUUAAAACGCAACAAAUAACAAUGGUAAAACUACAAACAACGAUUGACAAUAACCACGAGAAGCAAGAAACUGCUCAGAUCGAACUGAAAAGGGCCUUCUCUGAGAAGAUUGGAAGACUAACAUCAGAAAAAGAGGAACUGAAAAACACUCUAAAAACGCAGCAAGAAACCAUUCAAAACUUGCAAACGACGCUUGAGGAGCAAGGUUCUUCUCGAACUGAAACGGAAAGGGCCCUCUCUGUGCAGAUUGCUAAACUUACAUCAGAAAAAGAGGAACUGCAAAGCAAUCUUAAAACGCAACAAAUAACAAUGGUAAAACUACAAACAACGAUUGAAAUGAAAGCGGAAGAGACAGAUCUCGUUGAAAAUAGCAGAGACGUAUAUCAUCCCCAGAAUAGGAGAGUGUCGUUCGAUUCCUCACCUAAAACGGUGUAUGCUUCUUCUGACAGAGACAUUGCACAGGAACAAGCACUAGGUACGGACACAUGUUCAAUUGGCCAAGCUAACCAAGAUAAAGAGACUUCUACUAUGGAAAGGAACGUAGAAAGUGAGCAAAUUGAAAAAUCGGAAAUGGAAUUCGAGAAGAUUACACAAGAUAUGGAUAAUCCUGACUCUGAGCUGAGCUCUUUGCAAUCUCAGGAAAGCACACAUUCCUCCGAAAUGAAAAGCUUCACAUUAAAUUCUAGUAAAACCGAGGAAAGACAACAAACUUUACAAGAUGAAAACAACGUAUAUGAAUCAGAAAUUAUGACUUUUAAACUAGAGAAUGCUGAAUUCCGCCAGUCCUUGAAGGAAAAUAGUGAAAAGCUGACACAAGCAAUUGAUGAACUAGAGCGAAUAAAGACAGAGAACACAAGUUUGAAAGCGGAUUGCAAUACACGCGAUGAUGAUCUGAGAUCCAUGAAAACUGAGAAAGGCAAAACUGACAAACACAUAGAGAGCUUGAAAUACGAGAAGCAAAAGCUACAAUGUGUUGUGGAUGAUCUCAAUACAAAAAUGAAACAUACGGAAUCAGAACUGAAAAAGACACGAUCAGACAACAAAACGCUGAUAAACAGCGAAGAAGCACGUGAUGAUGAGGUGGAGUCUUUGAAAACUGAAAAAGACAAACUUGACUCACACAUGGAGCGUGUGAAGCAAGAGAAACAAAACCUCCAAAAUAAACUAGAUAAUCUUAAUGCACAGAUGACGCAAAUGGAAUCAGAAUUGAAAACGACAAAGGCAGAAAACGAAAAACUGGCAGACAGUCAAACGGCACGUGAUGACGAGCUGAAGUCUUUGAAAACUGAAAAAAGCAAGCUUGACUCACACAUGGAGCGUGUGAAGCAAGAGAAACAAAACCUCCAAAAUAAACUAGAUAAUGUUGAUGCACAGAUGACGCAAAUGGAAUCAGUACUGAAAAAGACAAAGACAGAAAAUAAAAAACUGAUAGACAGUCAAAAAGCACGUGAUGAUGAGGUGAAGUCUUUGAAAACUGAAAAAGACAAACUUGACUCACACAUGGAGCGUGUGAAGCAAGAGAAACAAAACCUCCAAAAUAAACUAGAUAAUGUUGAUGCACAGAUGACGCAAAUGGAAUCAGAAUUGAAAAAGACAAAGACAGAAAACGAAAAACUGGCAGACAGUCAAACGGCACGUGAUGACGAGCUGAAGUCUUUGAAAACUGAAAAAAGCAAGCUUGACUCACACAUGGAGCGUGUGAAGCAAGAGAAACAAAACCUCCAAAAUAAACUAGAUAAUGUUGAUGCACAGAUGACGCAAAUGGAAUCAGUACUGAAAAAGACAAAGACAGAAAAUAAAAAACUGAUAGACAGUCAAAAAGCACGUGAUGAUGAGGUAAAGUCUUUGAAAACUGAAAAAGACAAACUUGACUCACACAUGGAGCGUGUGAAACAAGAGAAACAAAACCUCCAAAAUAAACUAGAUAAUCUUGAUGCACAGAUGACGCAAAUGGAAUCAGUACUGAAAAAGACAAAGACAGAAAAUAAAAAAAUGAUAGACAGUCAAAAUGAACAGAGAGAAGAAAGUGAAAAUUUACGUCAUCAAAUCAAAGAAUUGAGUCUUCCGAAGAAAAAACGUGUUGUGCUUGGACUACGUAGUGAAAAAAGUGGACUGGGAAAAACUCUGGUUGAUAUGGUAACAAAAGAGCUGACGAGGCGCCUUCAACAGAGACUGGAUAUGUUCAGCUUAAACCUGACGAUUUCGUUUUCCCAAACGCCAUCUGAGGUCACCAACGGCCUCCAGGUCGUUCUCUGUCUGAAUAUGUCCAGAGUUGGUACCAAUAUCGCGGACACUCUGAAGGGGAUAAAAGCUGACAGAGACAUGUUUGUAAUGGUACUGCAUCACACCAGCAAGGAGAACCUCUCCUCUCUAACUCCCACAAGUCACCGCGUGACCGGAAGUGAACUACGACAGCUGGGUGGGAUCCUCGAUAUGGUGUUCGACAGUAGCAGUGGAUUGUACGAAUGUGAUCUAAACAACACAGCUGUCGAUAAAAUCGCUUCUAUUCUAAGAAAAUGUUUGAUAUUAUGAAUAUUGGAAACUCAACAGUAUAUGAUAAAAACAAAUAUUGGUAUGAAACAUGUACGUAGAACAUCCGGUUGUCGAGAGUAUUGACGUGUAGAUGAUAAGAGCAAUGGUGCAUGUAUGAACAUUGAUGUAUGAGUUGUGUGUUCUAUGUCCACUGAACGUAAUGUUAAGUCUACAGGGACACACAUAAAAAUGUCUGUAGGAUCAGUACAAUGUAAACAAUCUUUAAGAUGGCUGAGGUGCCAUGAAAAUUCCAUUAAUGCGUCAAUAGGUCAAUCUACGCGGCAGUAAUGGACACAUAUGUUGUAACAUCUAUUGAAGUUUCAGCUGCUGAAUAAUAUAGGCUAAGAAAGGGUACAGCACAUAGCAACUGAUCAAUAGAUCUUGACUGGAAAUCUCGAAAGAAGGAAAGAUUCAUAAAAAACUUACUUUAGUGUUUAGAAUAAAUAAUUAGUCACCCUUUUGUGACAGUAUUUCUUAUCCACUAGCUUUUACAUCAUGUGUCUCAAAAUAGUUCAUAACUAUAUUAGUUGCGUCACCGUUUGCCUUUCUUGAAAAAGAAGGCUAGAAUAUUUAAAGAAUGAACGCGUUCUUUCAAUUUGGUAUGACAUACAAUGUAUGAUAGUGCACGGAAUUAUUGUGUUAUUCAGAAAGCUUGCAGUAUAGAAACAUAAUUUGCCAGUACUUCGUCUUUAAAGAAAUUGGGAAAUGAAAUGAGGAUUGUUUGCAAGCUGGAAUUAUAACAAUAAUAGCAAUCCUCUAGGAUCAUGCUUUGUCUACCUGUUAACAUAAUAUGUACCAGCGGUAAACUAGCUUCUGUCUAUAACAUUAAUUACACCACUGGAGUAAAGGCAAGCUUCAUUGGCGUACUUUAUCACUUUAUAUUGGUAACCCUUCUUAGUUAAAAUGGCUUUUGUCUCGUUAAGUAGAGUUCUUGCGAAAAGUUUCAGGAAAAACACCAUGAUUUAAUGAGCUAAAAUUGUAUAAUGUGUCGCAUUUUCACUUACUGAAACUGUAAUAAAAAAAAACCAUGAAAAUCACUACCAGUUCUAUUCAUUUACAAAUAAGCAAAACUUUAAAACGAUGAAUUUAAGACAUUAAGGAUACAAGUUUUAAAAUGUGACGAUGGCAACUAUGUGGAAUACCCGAUAAAUCCACAUGUUUAAUGGCCUUUUUUAACUUUUAAAACAUGUUUUUUAUGUUUGCUUCAAAAGUUGUUAAAAAGUAGUGUGUCGUAAAGUUUAAACACACCUUUACAAUGUUGUUUCAAACAAGGCCUAAAACCCUGUCCAUCUACCGGGAAAACCUGGGGACUAUCAUAAAUCAAACAAGGUCUAAAACCCUGUCCAUCUACCGGGAAAACCUGGGAACUAACAUAAAUC